Maudiozyma barnettii is the source of this 1041-nucleotide messenger RNA. It is a transcript of the gene SPO7, whose product is annotated as Nem1-Spo7 phosphatase regulatory subunit SPO7. Lineage: Eukaryota; Fungi; Ascomycota; Saccharomycetes; Saccharomycetales; Saccharomycetaceae. The record is from RefSeq and is a predicted model, not a curated record. Gene Ontology annotation, molecular function: protein phosphatase regulator activity; phosphoprotein phosphatase activity. Gene Ontology annotation, biological process: nuclear envelope organization. Bases 1 to 1041 code for a protein of 346 amino acids. Gene Ontology annotation, cellular component: Nem1-Spo7 phosphatase complex. The transcript has a single exon.
AUGGAAUCUACUACACCCAUGAAGGAAGAUGGUCGAGGUAGUUCUGCUAAUGUGAUUAAACCUUCAACCAUGACGCCUCCUGAGAUGAAACUAAACGAUUCAAAACAAGAUGAUUCACGUGGGAGAGAGUUAGGGAGUGAUAGCAACAGGAACAGGUCAAGCAUAGAUAAUAGUCCACUCAAGAAACUUGCAACAGCAAUACCUAUAACUCCGUCAAAAGUGUCUGUGAAAUCAGAUCAAUCAAUUGAUGAACGAUUAGAUACUCCUUAUAUGGAUCCACCAGAUUUAUUAGGUCUUUCAUCAACUAAUUCUAGUGUCACAAAGAACACACCAAGAUCUGCGAGAAGGAAGUCCUUUGGUAGAGAAUCGAGUAGCAAGAGUCGACGUAACUCCAAUCAGAUAUCACCAACAUCAAUGAUAUUCCGAAACUUAUUAAUCAUGGAGGAAGAUUUACGUAAUCAAGCAAGAGAACAAAAAAAACUAAGAUGGCAAUAUACUGGAUUUUUAUCCUGCUUAGCAGGUGCGGCAGCAUUUUCCAUAUAUGAAUUAUAUUUCAGUGAGGUUGUGGUUAAAGGUAUAUACAGAUUUUUCUUACAAUUUACUAUAUGUUUCAUCUCAAUUACUUUGGUCCUGUUUCAUCUAAGUGGUCAGUACAAGAGAACAAUAGUGAUACCCAGAAGGUUUUUUGUCUCUACAAAUAAAGGAAUACGACAGUUUAACAUAAGAUUGGUUAAAGUUCAUUCAACAUGGGAUGAAAACCUCACGGAUAUGAUUAGGCUAGCCAUGAACGCAUUUUCGGAUUCAAAUAUAUGGCUCUGUGAAGAAAUAUUAACUUUCUGGAAACCUAUCAUUCUCUUACGGUUUUGGCAUGGCGUGAAACUGAGAUGUCAACCAAGGAUUGGUGCUGUAGACGUCAAGAUUGUUUUGAAUCCAAGGGCUUUUAGUGCUGAGAUUAGAGAAGGUUGGGAGAUAUAUCGUGAUGAAUUUUGGGCUAGAGAAGGUGCAAGAAGACGUAAAACUGUAAACGAAGCAAAGUCAUAA